This is a messenger RNA of Meriones unguiculatus (Mongolian gerbil), 953 nucleotides long. Its product is annotated as granzyme C-like. Gene Ontology annotation, biological process: proteolysis. Lineage: Eukaryota; Metazoa; Chordata; Mammalia; Rodentia; Muridae. Gene Ontology annotation, molecular function: serine-type endopeptidase activity. The record is from RefSeq and is a predicted model, not a curated record. The coding region runs from base 21 to 851 and encodes 276 amino acids. Gene Ontology annotation, cellular component: intracellular membrane-bounded organelle; cytoplasm. The transcript has 5 exons.
CCGAGGUGGACAGCUUUAAAAUGCCUGUGAGCCCACUGAGCACAAACCUGCUUCAUCCCCUUCCAGGGCUGGGUCUCCUCUGCCUGAGCAGCCAUUCUGGGAAGAUGUCACCAGUCCUGAUUCUCCUGACCUUUCUCCUGCCACUUGGAGCUGGUGCAGAGGAGAUCAUUGGAGGCAAGGAGGUCACACCCCACUCGCGCCCCUACAUGGCACAUGUUACAUUUCUGAGAGAUAAUGGGAAGAAAAAGUUCUGUGGAGGCUUCCUGGUUCGAGACGACUUCGUGCUGACAGCUGCUCACUGCAGGGGAAGCUCAAUGACAGUCACACUGGGGGCCCACAACAUCAAAGAACAGGAGAAGACCCAGCAGGUCAUCCCUGUGAAAGAAUCCAUUCCCCACCCGGACUAUAAUCCUAAAGGCCGCUCCAAUGACAUCAUGCUCUUAAAGCUGACGAGUAAGGCCAAGAGGACUAGAGCUGUGAAGCCCCUCAACCUGCCCAGGCGAAAUGCCCUUGUGAAGCCCCAGGAUAUGUGCUAUGUGGCUGGCUGGGGAAAGGUCACUGCAGAGGGGGAAUUCCCAACCACACUGCAAGAGGUCCAGCUGACCAUACAGAAGGAUCAGGUGUGUGAGUCCCAGUUUCGAGGAUCUUACGACAAAGCCAAUGAGAUAUGUGUGGGGGACCCAAAGAUCAACGGCGCUUUUGUUGAGGAGGAUUCCGGAGGUCCUCUAGUGUGUAAAAAAGCUGCUGCAGGCAUCCUCUCCAAUGGGAAAAAAGAUGGUUCAGCUCCACAGGUCUUCACCAGAGUCUCAAGUUUCCUAUCCUGGAUAAAGAAGACGAUGAAACACAGCUAGCUACAAGAAGCAGACUGGCUCUCUUUCUGCCUAGCCAUCUUCCCUACAGCUGAGUCCUGGAUUGCUCUAGGACAGAUGCCAGCAACUUAAUAAAGGUCUUUG